UCCUCACAGAGCUUCUCGUUAGAUUUUUUGUAUAAAAGCGUAGGUUCGAUAUUUUGUUGUAGUUGUUUUCUUCGUUUUGUUUGUUUGAUUUCUCUCUCUCGAAUUCGGCCAUGGAUUUGAAAUCGAAGGAGGUGAAAGUGACGGCGAAAGCCGUGGUGUCCGGCAAGGAGGGGACGGAGGAGGAGGAGGAGAUCGGCGUCGUUUCGCGUGUUGUAGGUAGCGGUAGGAUUGCGGUUACGAUUCCGGUUCCUAUCCCGGCGAAAUUCGUGUCGGCGGGGCCGUCAUUUGCUCCUGAACGGCGGCUCUACGACCCCGUGCGACUGCUGCUUCAGAAUUACUCGAAUUUCAAGCGGAGCGGUGAACCGGCCCGGUUUAUGCGGUACGUUGAGGAGUCGUGGGUGGACGUGGAGGCGGAGGUGUUUGAGGCGGUGAAAGCGGGGUUUUCGAAGGGCGUUUCGUCUGUGGAGACUGAAAUUGGAGGCUCGAAAUGUGUUUUCGACUUGCACCGAAUGAUCGAACUCAAUCUGGAUACUGGGGCUUUCCGAUCGGUUGCAUGGAUUGAUGUGAAGGGUAUGUGCUUUUUCCCCAAGUCUUUCGUUUGCUCCCAGGACGGUGAAAAUGGUUUGGUUAAUUUGGGCGAGGAGCCAAAGAAUGAAGUUGUUGGGAAUGCAAAUGAGAAGCGGUACUUGGUGCAACCGGAGCUUGAAAUUGAGAUUGAAUUCACUGAUGAUUCGCAAAAUGAAGCGAACGAUUUGAAUGAUAACGAGGCGAAAUUAAGUAAGCGAAAGAGGGUGAUCAUAGAGCCUGAGGGAAGUUCAACUAACGAAAAAGGGAAAAAUAUCCAAGACUGUGAAUUAGUUUCCCCCAGGUGGCCAAAUACGAGGGUGGUGGGAAAGCAGGAGGUAGGGUAUCAGAUACUGGGGAAUUUGUUUGUCCCAGGUAUGGCAGCUGUGGGACCAGGUGCUAUGAUCACUGCCAUUCAUCAACGUCUGAGAAAUGUUGGUUCGAUGGAGAGAGCUGAAUAUUAUGCUUUCCAGAGGCAGUCAGAACUCGUGAGACAAGCUAGAGGAAACAGUGAGGUUGUUUUCGCAUGGUUUGGAACAACAGUACAGGGAGUGCAUAGUAUUAUGACUCAUGGAUUUCGAGCACCUGGAAUCAUGUCUGGUUCUGGGCUUCUGGGUGUUGGUUUAUACUUGUCACCUAUUCGAUCACCUCGUAUGAGUGCAAUGACGGCGCAAGUAGAUGAAAAUGGUGAAAAGCAUUUAGUUUUGUGUCAAGUUAUAUUGGGAAAGUGUGAAAAGAUUGAGGUAGGUUCUUUGCAAUUGAGCCACUCAAGAAUGGAUUUUGAUACUGGAGUGGAUGAUCUGAAUAAUCCACAAUGGUAUGGAGUGUUGCGUGCCAACCAUGUUAUUCCAGGUGCUGUGAUUAGCUACAGGCCUGCUAAUGUAGUGCCGGGCCGUGUGACUGCUGCUCCAUCUCUCAUGUUUGCCCCAAAUGCUGCAUCUGUGUUUUAUCAAACGCUGAUUUCCAAGCUGAUUAUCUCGCUUCCACCACCAAAGGUGCAUGCGGUGCAAACUCUGUAUAGCUCAUUGAUGGCUGGGAAAGUUGGGAAUGAUGGUUUCAUGAGGGAACUAGGAUCAGUAGUUGGGGAUGAGGUGCUGCGCUCAACUAUUCAGCAAAUUCGUGGCUGAGAGAGAUUUUCUUAGUUUUAGUUGGAAGGACUUUGAAACUGCUAUAAUUGACCAAAAAAAAAAAUGAAAUCUUAUACUAGAACAUGUAGAAGUAAUGGAUGAUAGGAAUCUUAGAGGCAAAAGCCUUAUAGAGAAACAUAAUCUAAGCUUUUGAACUCUAGAGAUCUUUUACUUUUGUUGUAGAAGUGAAAAACUUCCCUGUUUUCUUUGUUGUAUUGCAACAUUUGAACUUCUUUACUUAUGUGUUUGAAACUUGAAA
Messenger RNA from Ipomoea triloba (trilobed morning glory), 1950 nucleotides. Its product is annotated as probable inactive poly [ADP-ribose] polymerase SRO2. Bases 111 to 1691 code for a protein of 526 amino acids. Gene Ontology annotation, molecular function: NAD+ poly-ADP-ribosyltransferase activity. The record is from RefSeq and is a predicted model, not a curated record. Lineage: Eukaryota; Viridiplantae; Streptophyta; Magnoliopsida; Solanales; Convolvulaceae. The transcript has 4 exons.